Molecule: messenger RNA, 1698 nt
Organism: Kluyveromyces marxianus DMKU3-1042
Lineage: Eukaryota; Fungi; Ascomycota; Saccharomycetes; Saccharomycetales; Saccharomycetaceae
Gene: HCM1
Product: Hcm1p
Exons: 1
Coding region: 1-1698 (565 amino acids)
Biological process (GO): regulation of transcription by RNA polymerase II
Molecular function (GO): DNA-binding transcription factor activity, RNA polymerase II-specific; RNA polymerase II cis-regulatory region sequence-specific DNA binding
Source: RefSeq, a predicted model, not a curated record
AUGAGUAGGACAGAAAAUGAAAGACAACCCUUGAAGGAGGUCGGGGUCAAUCGUAAACGGCUCCACUCUCAAAUGUCAAGUGGUUCGGUAGAAGAGUCGCGGAAGACCACUUCUAAAAGCGCUGAGGCGUACGAUAUAGAUCAAGGCGCUUUAACACCUCCGCACUCUUUUGUUCAUCGUUCUAGUAUAUCGGAGUCCAGGACUCCCAAUGACAAAGCCAUCAAGACAAACCCAUUGUCCCCGGAAUUAUCCUCGCCUAUCAAACCCCAACGGGCUAAGAAAAUGAAGAGCGAUCAAGGUAGAAGUAGUGGGAUGAACACCGUGGAAGAAUUCCUAGAGCACCUAUCAGACGAGUCGCGUGUCGCGGCACUGCAAGACCCCAAUAGAAAACCACCAUACUCAUAUGCCAUGAUGAUUGUGUUGUCUAUUUUGCAGUCGGAUACUGGUAAACUGACUCUUUCACAGAUAUAUUACUGGAUCUCAUCGCAUUUCCCAUACUAUAAGCCUAAGGAUGCAGGUUGGCAAAACUCUAUUAGACACAAUUUAUCGUUGAACGAGGCGUUCGUGAAAGGAGGUAAGUCUUUAGAUGGAAAGGGCCAUUUUUGGGAAAUUAAGCCCGGAUAUGAAUCUAGGUUCCUGAAAAACGAGGAAAACUUUUCGAUCGAAGAUUUUAAAAUGAAGCUACGGAGGUUCAAAAAUAUCUCUUUGGAAGAUUCAGACGAUUCUCUGGCCGUUUGUUCAUCCACAAAGAGCUCAUCUUCAAAUUCCUCUUCCAAUAGUACAUCAAGUAAAUCGAAAAGAAAGGGGAAAGGUUCAUCAACUUCGGUUGAAAACGAUAAAAGUAACAACUUUGGUGAUUGCUGUGAUACUUCUGUAGAUCAAAUCAGUGAUUGUGAAGAUGAUCGCAAUUCGCUAAUUAACAUACCGUCAUCGCCAAGACAAUCUCAUUUUUCCAACUCGGAGAAGGAUGGUCACUACACCAGACAGUAUCAAACAAUAGAUAAAGACUAUCCAUAUUACGAAGAGGAGAGUAUUAUGAAACGUCAAGGAUCGGCGCAUUUAGGCACAUCUUUAAAAUUUCAUACUCGGGCUGCUAACAUGUAUAACCAUGAGUAUGAUGAUUUAAUGGCCGCGACAAUGUCUUCGCCAAAGUUUAAGAAAUAUACGUGCUCAUUCAAUACAUCUUUUGAGCCUGCUUCGCCGAUGACAAAGUUACAGCUCCCGAUGUCACAAAUAGCUCAGUCGAAUAUCAAAACACCUGUUCGUGAUUUUUCUUCUACGCCACUGAAAUUCAAUAUCUUAGCUACUCCAAAAGACUGUAACAGAGAGCUAAUCAAUCCUCUGACAUCAACAAAAGCCUGGCAAAGUCCAUCUCGUCUCUUUGAGGACUAUUACGCAUCUCCAGUGUUCUUCAAAAAUGUUGUAGCGCAUUCAAUUGAUGAUCGUAUGAAACAGUAUGAAACAGAAAAGAUCUGCAUUGAGUCCCCUCGAAAACUCAGUCUGAAAGGACAGCAGUCGUAUGGUGUCUCAAAUCCGGCAGAAUUGAUAGACCACUCUAAAUACUCCUCAAAUGCCCUUUUCGGUGUUGAUGUCUGUUCCGUCUGGAAAAGAGUAAUUGCACACUGCAACAAUGAUGAACUUGUAGAGGAAAACGAAAGUAAAGACACCUUGGCUCCUCCAUUCGAUGGAAUGAGCUAG